This is a messenger RNA of Closterium sp. Yama58-4, 606 nucleotides long. The record is from the annotation of a GenBank genome assembly. NCBI's taxonomy places the organism in Eukaryota, Viridiplantae, Streptophyta, Zygnematophyceae, Desmidiales, Closteriaceae.
AUGCUACUGGCGCGCAUCCUGGCGGACUCACCCACGCCCCUCACCGCCCAUCAGCUCGCCAAUGAGUUCUUCCGCUCCGGCGCUGCCGCGGAGGCGGCGGCACUGAUGAGUCAAGCACAAAUGGCUGCACUGUCCCGAGGUAGAGAAUUUGACGUGCCUGUGCGGAUUGCGCAAGCGAACACUUUUGCUGCUGUUCGUGUGUACAGGCUAUUGCACGCACGGCUGUCAAUGCACGCCAUCCUGUUACUGAACCUAGUGCACUCUCCCCGUUCCCUUCCCCUCCCCCUCCCCCUCCCCCUUCCCCUUCCCCUUCCCCUUCCCCUUCCCCUUCCCCCUCCCCCUGGCCCAUGGGCAGUUGGAGGCGGUGCAGGGAGUGGGGGAGAGCAAGGUGGUGCGCCUUGUGCCCACAGACAGGACCGAGGACAUGGUGGCAGGCCUUGUGCCCAUGUCCAUGCCUCUCCGCGGACCUGCGCCUCCCAAGAGCCGCCCUGCCAAGGCAUCCGCAGCAGACGGCUCUGGUGCACGAGUGAAGGGCGGCGAGGGGGGCGCAGGCACGGAGGAGGAAGGCAGGGAGGGGGUGCUGAGUGGGAGGGAGGGCAGGGAUGA